GUCCGUCCCAUCUCGUAUCUGAUUCUUCAUGUCUUAGUUCACAAGAUAUGUCCAGCUUCGUACAUCAGAAGAGGAUAGCAGCAAACGAAAACGAUUGAAGGAACUAACUCUCUUCACAUAGCCGGGCCUUUUUCCUUCUCCAUCAUUGUUGCCGCUGGGGAGAUAUACAUCUUCACUUGCAGCAAAAAUGGCCGACCCUGAAUUGGAAGCUAUCAGGCAGAGAAGAAUGCAGGAGCUUAUGGCUCAGCAUGGUGUGGGAAAUAAUCAAAACUCAGAGCAGCAAAAAGCUCAGGACGAUGCUAAGAGGGAGGCUGAAGAGCGGAGACAAAUGAUGCUGAGCCAAAUUCUGACAUCUGAAGCACGAGAAAGACUCGCUCGAAUUGCAUUGGUGAAACCUGAGAAAGCUAGAGGAGUUGAAGAUGUUAUUCUGAGAGCUGCACAGUCGGGUCAGAUCGCUGAAAAGGUUUCUGAGGAGAGGCUCAUAUCAUUGCUUGAGCAAAUCAACACUCAAACCACUAAACAGACAAAAGUUACGAUUCAGAGACGUCGGAGUGUUCUUGAAGACGAUGAUUAGCAUGUCUGCAGCCUUGGAUUCUUAUGCCCCAUCCUUCCGCUUGGUUUUCCUGCCAUGUUACCUGGUAGCAUUUCAAUCUUAUGCCUACUCUGCCCUGGUUUUCCAGUCUGGUUGUUGUAAAUUUGAAUAGAUCUAGAAUAUUAUUGUCCAAGUUGAGAGAGUAAUAUUUGUCAUUUUAAAUCUUUAAUCUGAGUGCCUCCUGUACUUAGAUUGUCGAGUCUCCAGUGAACUAUUUGCACCUCGACAUGGAUGUAUAAACAUAUGUCACCAGUUUCACUUGUGAUUCGUUGCACUUGCAAUGGGGAGGUUGGAAAUCAGAUGCUUCAGCAUCAAAUGAUAUCCGAGGCAGAUUUUCAUGCUAAA
Messenger RNA from Coffea eugenioides, 937 nucleotides. RefSeq names its product DNA-binding protein DDB_G0278111. NCBI's taxonomy places the organism in Eukaryota, Viridiplantae, Streptophyta, Magnoliopsida, Gentianales, Rubiaceae. The coding region runs from base 188 to 574 and encodes 128 amino acids. Gene Ontology annotation, molecular function: DNA binding. The transcript is spliced from 7 exons. The record is from RefSeq and is a predicted model, not a curated record. Gene Ontology annotation, cellular component: cytosol; nucleus.